Molecule: messenger RNA, 393 nt
Organism: Ilex paraguariensis (yerba mate)
Lineage: Eukaryota; Viridiplantae; Streptophyta; Magnoliopsida; Aquifoliales; Aquifoliaceae
Source: the annotation of a GenBank genome assembly
AUGGAACUUGACAUUGGUGAGCUCAAGAAAAUGUCAACAGACUAUGCGGUGGCCAAGGAUGAAGCCAUCAGAGAGGCUAGCAAGGUGGUAGAUGUGCAAAACAUAAAGCACGUUACGGAUAACAAAAGAUUGAUUGGGGAUGUCGUGGAGAAAACUUCUGAAGAUUGGAAUGCUCAGAAAGAAUUUUUCUAUCAACAAAUAAAAUAUGGCCAGCGUCCUGCUGAAGAACCACCAAAACAGGGAGAGAACGAGAACUUCGAAGGACAGGAACGGGAAGCCAAUCAGAACUUCAAAGAGCAGGGAAGUAAUGAGAAAUUUGAAGAGCAGGAUGACGAUGGGAGCUUUGGUAAGGAACUAGAAGACGAGCUAUUGUCGCAGCUCUUGACACGAUGA